Linderina pennispora is the source of this 1164-nucleotide messenger RNA. Its product is annotated as U5 snRNP-specific protein. Gene Ontology annotation, cellular component: catalytic step 2 spliceosome. Gene Ontology annotation, molecular function: protein binding; RNA binding. The record is from RefSeq and is a predicted model, not a curated record. The coding region runs from base 50 to 1099 and encodes 349 amino acids. NCBI's taxonomy places the organism in Eukaryota, Fungi, Kickxellomycota, Kickxellomycetes, Kickxellales, Kickxellaceae. The transcript is spliced from 4 exons.
CAACCGCAACCUCAAUUAAUUCAUUUGUACAAAACGCUUAUUCAACCCAAUGAACGACCACAAGCGGAAGGUAUCGGUAGAGAGUCACAGAGGCAUCGCAGGGAAAAGCGAAUCGCGCUAUCGGCACGAGAGCGCACUCGCUCUGGCAUCCACAUCGGGCAACAACAAAGCUGUGGCAUUAGCCGGGCCCAAGCGCACGUCUGGGCUGCAGGCACCCAUCAUGCAUCUAUCGGGUCACGCGGGCGACGUGACCUCCUGCCGGUUCUCGCCCACAGGCGAACACAUUGCGUCUGGCUCGGCAGAUGCGCGGGUAUUCCUGUGGAAUACGUAUGGUCGACUGCACAAACUACGGUGCGUGCUGGAGGUGCAGUGGAUGCCCAACGGCCGGCUGAUCACGGCCAGCGCCGACAAGACUGUGGCGGUCUGGGACACCCUGACCGGCGAGCGGCUGAAGCGGUCCAAGGGCCAUUCAGGAGCAGUCAAUGCUUGCUGCCCGCUCAACUUUGUAGCUGGCGACGAUAACCUGUAUGCCAGUGCAUCCGACGACGGAACAGUGAUGCUGUGGGAUGCCCGACAGCGGCAUGCGACUGCUGAAAUCGACCAUGACCUGCCACUGACAUCGAUUGCGGUAAACGGAAACACGGUGUAUGCUGGGUCGUUGGACAACAAUGUUACGGGCUGGGAUAUCCGGACCUUGGGUCAGUCGCUGGUGCUGCGCGGACACUCCGACACAGUGAUGGGGCUGACGACGUCACCCAAGACAGGGCACUACCUGCUGUCAACGUCGCUAGACAACACUGUGCGGCUCUGGGAUCUGCGGCCAUUCAGCAGCAAUGUGAACCGUUGCGAGCGCGUGUUCACAGGCGCUCCGCACGGGUACGAGCGGAAUCUGAUCCGCCCAGCCUUCGACAAGGACGAGACGUUGGUUGCAUCGGGCAGUGCUGACCGGACUCUGACGAUCUGGAAUAUGCGAUCGGGCGAGAUCAAAUACAAGUUGCCAGGGCAUAAGGGCAGCGUGAACCAGGCCGACUUCCACCCGUUGGAGCCUAUCGUGCUGUCGGGCAGUGUCGACAAGACCAUGUUCCUUGGAGAGAUAUAGUGUGUUGUUUUGCACCAAUAGCACUUGUGGUUAGAGUUGAAUGGGAUUUGCUAGGUACGUUUGAA